UUUCCUAAAGUUUUCGAAAGUACAACAACGCUAAAUCUAAUUGUCAGACGAAUUAUGUGAUUUUCACUGUAAGAUACUAAAGGAAAGGGUUGUUUGAUGAGAGAUCGUUGCAUGAACAGGCGAUUGUGUUUACAAACACAGUGCUCAUUGAAAGUUGGACAGAACUUGAAAAAAGGUAUUUUAUCCACUCCACUCUUGAGCCUGUUUGCAUGCAGAAGUAGAGUAUGUCAGACAGUGAGGAAGAAAAACCAUCACAAAAUAUGUCGGACUCGGAUGAGGGAACAUCAGUGGACCACGAAAAACCAGAACCCGUGGCUGGUCAAUUUCUGAUUACCGGUGACACAAGCUCAGCAGAAGAUGAGGGCGACAAUAAGGAAACUGACCCCAUGACAUCGGAAAACCCCUCUGGUCGGUAUUUUACUGAUGACACUAGUUCUGUAGAAGAUGAGGAAGAAGAUAAGGAAAGUGAACCCCAGAAGGAAAACCGAGGAAAUCUGUCCUCUGAUGAUAGUGAAAGUGAAAAGUUUGAAGAUGCCCAUCAGCAUGUGGAAGCUUCCCCAGAACCACCAAAGAAGCUCACAAUUACAGACCAAACCCCAAGUCAAAAUUCAGAGGGCAGUGGAAGUCCAAGUAGCCCAGAGGAUGCAGUAUGGAGUCCCCCAACAUUUUCUCCAGCACCCUCCUCAACUAAUCAGCCUCCCCACUCUAAUCUACAGGAGGUCCCUGUUCAAGUACCUCCAACAGCGCCACCUAAGUCAAGGGAAGCUACUCCUACAGGAAAAACGGUAACGGACAGGACAGUGUAUCAGAACUGGGGUCCUGAUAACAAAGCUCAAGGAGAUGGAUCCAAUGAACCAGAGAAAAAAGAGGAAGCACCAAAAGACAGAACUGUUUACGAGAAUUUCAACCCAGGGCUAGAAUCUGCCCCUCCAGUUCCUGAGAGGUCAUACAGGCGAGAUGCUCCCCCACCCAUCCCUCCUAAGAGCUUUCGUAGUAUGCCCCUAACACCUGAAUCUGCUCAUUUUAGUAGUGAUGAAUACAACAGUAUGCGUGCUACAUCAGGCAACACAAACCAGUCCAAUGUUGCUACACAUCCCACAUUACCAGAGCAACCUGCUACGGUGCAACAGAGCAACACCAUUGUAGAAGGGCAGGCCCCGGCAUUGCCCCCUAAACCCCCAAUCAGUGACUUUGAGGCUUAUCAAUCACUCCCUCCAAAGAUGGAUUAUCCACAUACACCAUUCCAUUCAACUCCAUAUUCCUCAUUGCCUGGAAGCAUGCCAAGUUAUGGUAAUCCGUAUAUGUCUGGGCAACAGACCCAAGACAUUGACCUCAGUGCUUUGGGAUUUCCACCAGAAGUACUACAGAACCCUGCUUACUUGCAACAAUUCAUGUACUGGCAACAGUAUUAUUAUAUGCAACAGCAACAGCAGUAUCAACACCAACAGCAACCUCAACAACAACACCCCAAGGGAGCCCCAUCCGCUAAGGCUGCCAGUGGUCCCACUCCAGGAGGAGACUCCAAUGAAGCAUCUCAAGGUCAAGGCAAGGAAAUUCCAGAUCCCAAAGGUCAAGGUCACACAACUCCAAUCCCGCAGUCCAAGACUAAGCCUGAACACAAACCCUCAAAGCCUGAACCAAAGAAGAAAGAUAAGAAACCAGCCAAGAAGUCACAUGCAGGAAAUGUAGAAACUGAACCUAAACCUGCCCCAAAGCAAAAAGAACAGACUCCUGAGGACCUAUUUGUAUGUGUGAGUGGCCUACAUCCUGACACCAAUGAAGAGACCCUGACCAACUUCCUUGAGGCCAGAGCUACUGAGGAUGUGGAAGUAGAGAGUGUGGUCUACAAUGAAGGGAAGACCACUGCCAUUGUACAAUUUAAUUCUCCUGUUGAUGCUGAAAAAUUGAAUGAAGCAAGCAAGAAGAAAAAGUUAGAGGGGAAAAAUAUUGAAAUCAGUGCCAUAGAUCCAGUGAAGCUUAUUGUGGUGUCAGCAGAAGGGGAAGUGACUGAUGGAAAUCUGAAGCAAUACUUUCAGAACAAAUCACGGAGUGGAGGUGGAGAGGUUCAGAGGGUGACAAGUAGAAAUGAUGGCUGCUUCACGGUCAAAUUCAAACACGAAGAAGAUGCCUUAAAUGUUUGUAAAAAGUCGGACCAUGAAGUAUCAAACACACCCCUUGUGGUUACUCCCAUGUUUUUCACGGAUCAAGGAGAGAUUUACGAUUCCUCCAAACACACAGUGCCAAUACCAGAGGCAUUCACCAUUGACGAUAUAGACUCUCAUGUACAAAAAUUUCUACAGCAAUCAAACCCAGUGUUAGAACGGCUCAAUUCUGAGCUAGAGAAGAAACACGCCAAGGUCAUUAUCGAAACAGAGGAAAUUCAGGUGGAUUGUCUGCUGAAUCAGAAAACGCAAAAUGUACGUCAGCUCAUCAAGUCUUGGAAAACAGAUGUAAAAGAAAUUUUUGAAGAUUAUGUUCGUGAAAGCAUUCAUAAGACCGAGAUUGAAGUGACAGAAGAUGCUUGGAACGAAGUGGAAGAAUACUUGACUGUCACACAUACACAUAACCCUGAGAGAAUUCUGACUGUCUAUGAAAAAGAUAGUCUGAGGAUUGUAAUGGUUGGAGAGAAAAUGUUGGUCCAGGAAGUGCACACUCAAACCAGUAACCAGCACAAAGCCAUAGAAAGCAAGAUUGAAAGGAAGAAACAGAUAAUAUCCACAGAGAAAGAAUGCUGUGCUCCGAAUAUAAGACUUCUAGAGAGACUAGGAAUUAUCACGGAGGUGAAUGACAUAAGAGAAGAUUUGAAUGUAGAUACAGAUUGUCCAAAUGAGAAAAUCUUGUUCAAGGGAGUGAGGGAAGACAUUUUGGAGGCGAGAGUCAAAAUUGAGGAAAAGCUAAGUCAGUUUGAGAGGUGGACAAUUUCACAACAAGAGUUAUCCAAAUAUCAAAUUCUCAUGCUAGGAGCUGAACCAGGGCAAUCUAACCUACAGAGAGAGUUUGAAGGCAAGGGGCUUACAGUAGAGAUGGAAUUCCAAGAUGGCAGUAUUAAAGUGUACGCAAUAGACAGUAGUCAGAAAUCCAUAGCUAAUAAGAUAAUCCUGGACAUGACUAAAGAAUCUGUGAUUGCCCUGGAUGAAACCUCUUUGAAUGUUCUUUCCACUGAAAAAUGGGAGUAUGAAGUGAUGACGAUGCAGUCAGAGUUUUACGAAAAAGUGAUGAUAUCUCCGGCAAAUGAUGCCAAAAUCACGGUCACAGCAUUUAGUGAUCUUCAUGACUUUGUCAAAACAAAGCUGGAAGACUUCAUUAAAGAGAAUUCCAUCUAUACAGAUAUUGUGGACAUUGAGGAUGAAGGGGUUAUGAAAUUUAUAGGAAAACAUUGUUCAAAACAGUUGGAAGGCAUUCAGGAAAAUCUUUCACAACAUUUUGUAAAACUAGAUGUUAAGAAUAAACAGGUAAUGAUAGAAGGGACCAAGGAAGGCCUGUUUCAGGCCAGAUCUGAUGUUAAGGAUAUGAUCGGGGAUAUACAUCAUGUCAUGAAAAAGUACGAUCAACCAGGAAUCAACAAAGUCCUACGAACGGACCAAGAGCAACUGAUAGAAAUUGAGGAAAAGUAUCGUUCCGUUAUCAUGUUUACCGGUCCCAAACAGCCAGAUUUCACAUUUAAAGCAGAACCAGUCCGAACCAAACGACGAGGUAUGCAUGAAAGAGGGGAGUUCCAUUCAAUGCCAAUGCCUGGAAUAAGGGAUUUUUAUGAAGAAGGCAAACCCACACCUGUGCAAGCUCCACAGAUUCAGAAAGGACCUUACUGCUGUGCUGAGAGUAACAUCAUAAUUAGACUGAUCAGGGGGGAGCUGGCAAAACAACAGGGAGAUGUCAUUGUGUGUUCUGUGGCACAGGAUCUUCAUCUGAAUAAAGGAAAAUCCAGUAAGAAUCUGCUAGAAGUAGGUGGACAAGGACUGAUGGCGGAGGUGGAGACUAAGUACCCUAAUGGCAUCCAGGCGGGGGAGCUGGCUAUCAUCGGAGGGGGGAACCUGAAGUGUCAAGAGCUGUACCUGGGUUAUCUCCCCAACUGGGGGUCCACGCACGGCAAGGAUAAUGCAUAUAAUUCUGAGGCAGAGAUAUUGGUGGAGUUUAUGAACAAAUGCCUGAGAACGGCCCACAAUUCAUCCCACCAGUCCAUUGUUUUCGCAGCCUUGGGCACGGGCCAGCUGGGCUACCCCAAAGACCAGGUAGCAGAGAUGAUGUACCAGACUGUCAUCGACUUCGACCGCAAAUGUGCGGGGACUCAGGUCAAAGAGGUCAAAUUCAUCUGUUACCAUGGAGAUCUGGAAACUUGUGAGGCAUUUGAAGCGGAGGAGAAACAUCGACUUAAUCCUCAUCUCCCUAAAACCAAAACAAAAGCUUCCAGAAAGGGUCCAUACAUCACAAAGAGCAAGAUGAAGGUUUCCAUUGUAAAGGGUGAAAUUGGAAAACACAGCGCUGAUGUCUUAGUUGUCGCUUGUGAAAAGUCGCUGAAUCUAGCGUCAUCUGGAAAAGCUGCCCAGUCUCUGUUACAAGGUGGAGGGGACUUGCUACAAGAGGGAGCUAAAGUGAAGUACCCCAGCGGCAUCGCUAACUUUGGGGACUUUGCUAGUAUUCCAGGAGCUGGGCUGAAAUGUCAAGAAGUGUAUUUAACUGCCAUUCCUGGUGAAGAAGAGAAAUCACAGACAACCUUGUGUAAAUUUGUGGCGGACUGUAUGAAGCAUGCCGACCAAUCAGGAUACAGCUCCAUUGCUUUUGCUGCCAUGGGAACAGGAAAAAUGAACUAUUCAGCUACAGAGGUGGCCAAAAAUUUUUACCAUGAAGUGAAGAAAUAUUCCAACAACCAUCCAAACUGUAAUGUUAAACAAGUGCAGUUUGUUCUCCAUCCAGCAGAUACAAAAACCAUCAAAGCUUUUGAAGACCAUGAAAUGCAGAUGUUAAAUAAAACUGUGUACUCCAGUGGUUCGGGUGCUUACACCACAUCAGGUCAUGGUAUUGUUGUAACAGUAAAGACAGCCUCUAUCACAAAAUUGAAGGAUGAUGUCAUUGUUGUGUCUGCCCACCCUGACCUUGACCUCAGUAGGACACAGGUCACGCAGGCCGUAGUGAAGGAGGGAGGGGUCAAAAUUCAGAAGGACUUGAGGAGUAGCUACCCUAACGGAAUCCAAGUAGGGGAUCUGGCCAUUGUGAACGCAGGGAACUUGCCAUGUCAGGAGGUCUAUAUCAUGACCUUACCAAAAUACAAUGAAGAUCCCAAAACAGCAGAAAAGAAUCUGAAAGACUUGGUGGUGAAAUGCCUGACCGUAGGUAACCAGAAGGGGCAUAGUUCCAUCUCAUUUCCCUGCCUGGGUACAGGGUAUAACGGGUACCCACACAUUCAGGCCGCUGCCUUGCUGUUUGAGGCAGUAACUGAGUACGACAGAAAGGUGUCCUCAACCAGCGUCAAGUCGGUCAACUUUGUAGCUCUCAACAGUGAUCGCAAAUCUCUUGGGGCAUUACAAAGUGAGGAGAAAAAGUUUUGUUCCCAGCAGGCCCAACCCUCCUUUGAUCAGUCUGUCAUGGGUCAGAGUGUUAGUUUUGGUUCUUUGGGUUCCUCUAUGGCUGCUGGGGCCACCAGUUUUGCCCGGGGCAUGAUGACUAGAGCCAGCAGAAUGUUCAAAAGUGAGAUGGAGGAGGAGGAAAAAACCUCUGAAGUCGUCGCAAGACAUGGACAAAAACCAAAUGAGGUUGUGAUUGGCCAGUUGACAAUAAGUGUAAGUGCAGGCGACCUUACAGAGCAGAAAGUUGAUGCCAUUGUCAACAGCACCAACCUAGAGCUGGACUUUACACAAGGGGGAGUUUCUGGUGCACUUGCCAAGAAAUGUGGAAAACAGCUGGAGACUGAGUGUACCACUAAGAAGAAAGAAAUGAAGGAUAAGAAGAUGAUUGUGACUUCUGGCUGUGGACUUCGUAAUGUAAAGCACAUCAUCCACAUUGAAUGUCAGGACACCAUCAGAAAAUGGAAGGACACGGUGAAGAAAACACUGGAGAUGGCGGACAACAACCAGUGUACAACUGUAGCCUUCCCAGUUCUAGGAACAGGGAAAGGCUAUGUAACCUUCAAACCUGAGGCCAUUGGAGAGAUGUUUGUGGAGAGUGUCUCUGAGUUCCUGUCACAGAGUGGUCAAAAGAAGAUCACACUGGUCAAGAUUGUAGCUUUUCAGGAGGAAAUGGUCACUACCUUGUCCACUGCAAUGAGAAGUGCUUGUGGCAAACCCAAGAAUACAGGGAUGUUGGACAAGCUGUCAGACUUGGCAAGCAAUGUUGGGUUGGCGCCCCAGAAAGGCGUGGCCUCAGUGGCUACUGUGAAUGAAGACCCGUCUGUGACGUUGUGGAUCUAUGGAGAAACAAGGGGGGCCAGAGAUGAUACCAUUGAGGAAAUAUCCAAAUUCAUCAAAUCACAGUCAACACAGGCCAAGAUUGAAGACAAAACCUUGUUACCAAACUUAAAACCAAAUGAGUUGGACAAGAUUAAAAAGGUUCAGGAGCAGCAUGAUGUCAAGAUGUCCAUUGAACAACAGAGGGGGGUUAUAAUGGUGGAAGGGUUGACAGAAGAGGUAUCUAAUGCCAAGGACAAGAUACACGAGCUUCUGAGGCACUUCCAGAGGGAGAGAUGGUUAGAUGAGGAAGCCAAACUGGUGGCCGAUACUGUACAAUGGAGCGUCAUGGUGAAGGACCAGACAACUGGUAUAGACAAACUUGAAGAUUAUCCAGAACGCGAGAAUAUGUACCUUGAGAAUGCUUACAAGAAGAAAGAAAACAAAGUUACAUUAAAGGCAAUGGACGGGGACAUUAUUGUUGACUUGACAACAAUGAAGGAGUACCCAGCUAAUGAUCCAACCCAAACUGAUAAUGUUGUCAGGAAAGAAAAAGCCACAGGAAAUAAGAUUGAGCUACCAGCCUACUGGGCCCCAAUGAAGGAUAAUGAGAAUAUCAAGGUUGUCACCUUACUUCCCUCCAGUCAGGAAUACCAGGACAUUGAGAAGAGAUUCCUGAGUGGAGUUAAGACAGGCAUUUAUAAUACAGGCAAUGCUCCAAACCCGGCUAAUAAUCCAGUGGGGCAGUUCAACAAUGUCAAAGUCAACAAGAUUGAAAGAAUCCAAAACCCUUCAUUAUACCAACAGUAUGCAGCCAAGCUUGAUCACAUAGAAAAGCAUGUGGACCAAAAACAAGUCAAGUUAGUACAGGAUCUGUGGCAUGGAGCGGCCCCAGCAGCCAUCGUCAGCAUUAAUUACUACGGGUUUAACCGCAGCUACUGUGGAGAUAAUGGUGGAGAGCCAUGGUAUGGACGAGGUGUUUAUUUUGCCAGCGACGCCUCUUAUUCGGCAAGAGACUGGUUAUCAGGCCGGGAUCCCUCGGGGAAAAAGAAAAUGUACCAAGCCAGGGUGAUAACAGGACAUUACUGUGCCGGGAAAAAGGGAAUGAAAUACCUUCCAGAGAGAAUGAGUGGAGUGAAUUUUGAUUGUGCUGUUAAUGACUUAAAUAACCCGACAGAAUUCGUCAUUUUUAAUGACACCCAGGCAUAUCCAGAAUAUUGUAUCGAGUUCACAAUUUGAUCUCAGUAUACAAGCAUACAGUUUGAAUUUUUCUUGUUAGAAAGAGACAGGAUUUGUAUGUGAAGAUUUUUUAUAACACAUAUUUAUCACAUUUCUUUGUAUUGAUAUAGUAUAUUUUGUACUUUAUAUUGCAGUGUUUCUUUUUUGAAUUAGAUUACCAUUAAUACAAUUGCAUUUGGAGGCUAGAUAAUUAUUGUUACUGUAUAUGAACAGCAUCCUGUUACAAGUGAAUGUGUUUCAGGUUUGGAAAUGUUGAUUUUAAGCUUUUUAUCGAUGUUUUAGAAAGAAACAAAAAAUUCCUAAAAUUUAUAUGAAAAAAAAAUUAUUUGAAAAAUGUUAACCUAUAGCUGCUUAAGCAAUAUUCUGUAGAAUCAUUCGUGAUUUUCGGCAAAUCAGAGGCCCGUAAGAAGCAAUUUCAGUUGGGGGGGGGGGGGGGGGGGGCACAGCCAUACAUUUCCAGUUGGGGGCACUAUCAACUACCAAAAAUUCCUUGACAAACCAAAAAAUUAAUUUUUAUUUUAAAUUGUGCCCGGUGAAUAGGCUCAUAGAAUAUAGGUAGUGAGACAUACAAGACAAUUUAUUAGAUUAGGUGCAUAAUUGUUGUACAUGGAUGCAUUACAAAGUGAUCCCUCUCAAACUGUUAGACCACUGGGAUACUUGCUCUGCUACAAAGUGAACACAAUUUAUAGAAAAUGUGACUCUGAGCCAUGUUAACCAUUGUGUAUGAUGUACUGUUACAGGCUUACAGCCCUAAAUUGCACCUUAAAAUGUGUAUAUUGUUCUGUCUUUCAUAUGUGAUAUUCAUGAAGUGUUAAAAAAUUGAUGCCAUAAUAUUUUUAUGUUCCUCUUGAAAUGAGAAUAUUUGAUGCCAUACAAUGAUUCCUAUCUAUUUCUAAGAUUUCUGUUUUUUAGGUCACCUGAGUUACUCAGGUGACCUAUUGCUAUCCGUUUUCGU
This is a messenger RNA of Saccostrea cuccullata (small rock oyster), 8571 nucleotides long. RefSeq names its product protein mono-ADP-ribosyltransferase PARP14-like. Gene Ontology annotation, biological process: protein poly-ADP-ribosylation; negative regulation of gene expression. The transcript is spliced from 31 exons. Gene Ontology annotation, molecular function: transcription corepressor activity; NAD+-protein mono-ADP-ribosyltransferase activity; RNA binding. The coding region runs from base 225 to 7616 and encodes 2463 amino acids. NCBI's taxonomy places the organism in Eukaryota, Metazoa, Mollusca, Bivalvia, Ostreida, Ostreidae. Gene Ontology annotation, cellular component: nucleus; cytoplasm. The record is from RefSeq and is a predicted model, not a curated record.